AUGACCUCGAACCUUCCGGCGCAACCCCGGCCGCCGCCUUCAACUAACAUCGUCACUGGCUGGGGAAGGCAGCGCAGUUACAACGCAUUGCCUACGACCUCCUCCUCUCCUCGAGUAUCAGGUCCAUUCUUUCCCACCCAGGAUGGACCUCAAGACGUGCACAUGACAUCCGAGCUCGAUAUCAGACCAGUGAAGAGACGGAAGGUAGACAGUACCGAUACGAGUCCGAAGUCUGCGAUCACAAACCUAGAUGGCAGUGACGAACCCCAACAAAUAGAUCAGAGGAAGUAUGUUGGUGCUAGCUGGGUUACUGCGCUUGCAGCGCACGAUGGGGCCCAGGCUUCAGUUGGGGCUUAUUCCGAGAAGACAAUUCCCCUUCCACGAAUGCCGUGGUCUGCAUCAUCUGCUUCAAAUCUUCCGCCAGCUAGAGUCAGAACUUCUUGCAGGUACAGGGUGGAUGCAAAGGUGUCCAAUACUCCAGACUCACUCCAGUGUCCUUCUAAUGCUCCCACCUUGGAGCCGAAGAAGCCUGCCGACUACUAUGUUUGGGCUGGCAAUCAUCCUGAAGACGCUACCAAUGAGAACAACGUAAAAGCAGGCUAUUGGGACAGAGCACCACAGCCUCCGGAAAGGGAGUCCAAUACAGCCAAGCCCGCUCUCUACAACGCCUUCAAGCAUCGUCAGGGACUGCAAAGCCUGUCGGCACUGUUCUCGCUUGUACUGGACCAGAAAUCUAAGCACGGAGCUCUGGACUCAAGUACCACCUUCCGACCCCCACCUCGUGUGACAUUAACUGAAGCUAAGAGGAGGUCGUGGAUUGCUGAUUUGGCUGAUGGAGGUGUACCACUUCGACGGUUGAGCAGGACCAUUCCCCAAGGAAUUAAGGGCCUUCCAUUGCUUGAGCAGUGUCUAAUCAAUGCGGUGCCAGCAAACCGGGCAUUGUGGUUCGCAAAAUGUGUAGGAGCCAAUGAGAUUCGGAUAUUAAAGAGGAAGGGCAUAACCGCCAACGUGGCCGCUAGUGCAGAAAGUAAAUGGCUGAAGGAAUGGACUAGCAGCGUUGAGCAAUUUCUAGAGGCUGCUGUCAAUCAUUGUGGUAAAGAGAAGUGGUCCGCGAACCUGAGAUAUAGCCUUCAGUUGUGCACAAGACUCUAUCAGGAAAAUCUACUAGAGAAAGACCAUUUUCUCGACUGGAUCGUCAAAAGUUUUGCAACAUGCAAAUUGGAACUGCUUGCGGCUUGGCUGCCACUUGUCCAGCUUUACAGACAAGACCUGGUUCGUUUCAGAAAAAGGGCCAGAUCUACAGCCGGGGCAUUACUGUCGCGUCUGACGGAGCUCUCAGAUCUAGGUGCAACCCACAAUGUGUUGUGGGAGAGGUUGCAGAACACUGUUCGUGGACUCUUAAUCCUACAACCAGCCUGUUUUCUGAUGCCAGAUCAGUGGCGAGGCUACGCCGCCCCGUUGCAGGCAUGUCUCAAUCCCGCAGAUGAGAAAGAGCAGCGGAUCUAUGAUCAUAUUGCAAGCAGGAAUCGCCGACUUCUGGGCACUGAUUCAAAAGAGGAAGCCUCUCCAAGAGUCGACAAAGCAGUCUUUGAGGUUCUCGACAGCGCUGUCGCACCGUUCGACCUAGAUUUCUUGUCUCAGUCCCUAGACAACAUCACCACAAAUCGUGCCGAGUUGACCGGAUUCUGCCUACAAUGGGCGACAUCAAGGUUCCGAGGUGAAAAAGCUAGAGUCUUCCUGAUUGCGAGACUGUUGAGACGGUGGCAUCGCAUGGGCAGUCAUAUUGACACAGUGAUGCUUGCCUUCUUCACCUGUGAGCGAGACCUGUCCUUGCUCGAUCCGGAUAGCUAUAGGCACUUGUUUGCCGAAUUGUCACGAAGCAAAACGUUCUCGAAUAGUCGAUUCCUUCAAUCCUUGAGCAUCAAGGGUUCAAGUGCGUCUCGAUCGACAACAGAAUCAUCACAAGAUUGCUCCUUCCUUCUACGAGAUUUGUGCUUAGCAGAUUCAGAUGAUCACAUGCUGCACCUUCGUAGCCAUUUACUAAAGAGGCAACAAGAUUCAUCAUUCCAGGAUAACGGAGAGAUCGAGCUCAUAAAGUAUGCAUUGAAACAGGUGUUACAUGAGGACACGUCGGAUGAAGGUGCUUACAAGAAGACUGAAGUGCCUCUUGAGACUCUUCAACGUCUAGACUGGGCCGAUCGCUUCAAUCUGUCAGCAUUUCUGCGGGCUGAAACAGCUUCAUUAUCGAAGCUUGCAGCUGUAGAAGUGGCUGGAAGACCGCCUCUACCAGGAAGUAGGCAAUUGACCCUGCGCCAAUUCCUGGUCGUGCGUGAUACUCUCGAGGCGAUGGACGACAUCGCACUGUUGGCUGAUGUUUUGCAUCUGCUUUCAAACACAAAGCAGGAAUGCAUACUGGCUGCGAUGGCCGACACCGUCCACUAUCAUGCUGCCUCCCUGUCAGCCAUUGGGGCCCUUGAACCACUUCAGAAGAGCUUGGGACGAGCGUAUAUUGUCCUACGAACAGUAAGGCCGUGUAUCUUACAUCUCGCUACUGCUCUGGUGGACCUGUGUCGCGACUUUCCCUGUCCCAUCACCCCUUUACGAGCACUUCACCAGGACCUGAUCCGUGGCGACAGAGGAAGAGCCCUCGCUGCGUGCUCUCCGUUCAGUGACGGAGUGGCGGAAUCCUUGCAACAGGCUGGGGCAACUUUCGUCGAUGAUUUCGAAGCAAUUCUCCAAGGUGAACCCAACAUGAACGAGCAAGCCAUGACGUCGCUCCUCACACUUCUCGUAAGCCGAAUCACCAAGGACGGGGGCGACACGCAGAGGCAAGGACAGCCUCAAUUGUACCAGCUUCUAGCUCGACUGAGACUGUUCAGAACGGCUCAGGCUGAUAUGCUGAUCAGGAAGUGGCUCAUUCAACUGUUCUCUGCAACCUGGUCUGAGGUGCAGUUCAAUGUGGUGAUUGAGCUUCUGUACAACCGUUGUGCCACGAUCGAGACGCUUCUUGAAGUAGUCUUACAAAGCCCCCAGGUAUCUAUGUCCCAAGAUGGUAUCCGAGAUCUGAUAGUUGCUUCCUGCUCAGGCCGACUCAAUACCGACACCGAACGCUCAUAUGUGGUUAAGGUUGCCGCUCAGCGUUUCUUUGCCUCAAGCCCUCUGCAUGCUCUUGAGCUUCUGCUUGGGGUACCACUUUCGGUGCCGGGGAUUUUCAGCGAUCUGAUAUCAAUACUCUUUCGCGGGCUUAGUCAAGAUCCCAAUUUGAAUGGCUUGACAAGUUCGGCAAGCAAGAAUUUGAUCACAGUGGUUGAUGAGCUACUAGGACAUCCUCACCAGGGUGCUCUCGACCUUGAUCAGAUGCUAUCGCGCAUUGGUUUUCUGUCGCUGCCCUUUGUCCAGUUCCGUGUUUCAACUCUCAGUGGAAAGACACCGUCAUCGACUGACGAAGCAGAAUUAGCACACAAGUCUUUGCAGAUGUUUCGUGGUCUGCACCUCAGCGUCAACGAGGACACUAUGGCUCCUGAAAUUGUGCAAGCAAUGCUUGAUGUUAUGCCGGCAGGAGUCAGCGACCGAGUCAGAAAUAUGGUUGAGCAGCAAUUUUUUGAUACACUGCCCAGGCUAUUUCAUGGCAAAACAAGUUCGCAGCCUCUACAUGCUACCUCUGAGGAAAAACAAAGAAGCUUCAGCGCUGUGCAAAAGAUUGUCUCGCUUGGCCCAGCUCGGACAGGACAAGGCUCGAUGGACGAAAACGGUACGAUGAUUGAGAAGCUAACUGUUGUGGCCAAGAUGCUUGGGUCUCGGAACGAGGCAACGGCAGCUGCAAGCAAUUCUACCUCAGCGAACGCCUCGUCUCUUCUGUCUCCGGCGUAUCAGGCCCUGCAAAUUGCUCUACCAGGUCCUCACGGGGACAACCGCUAUCGGGACAACAUUGUGCAUGUAUUGGAAUAUUUAAAUAUGUUCCUGAUAGUUGUCGGUCUAAGGGCAAGCUUCUUCAGCCACAAAAACGGUCUAACGACUCCAAAAGCGCACCAACACGAGCAGAUCAAGCUCAUCGCCUUGCUGGCAAGUAUCGCGACGCAACCCUCAUUGACUCAACUACUACAGUCGGGCCUUGAGGAGGCAGUAACCGUCAAAGUGCGGGCGAUCAUUGAGUUCUCACUCGAUGUAGCGGCGCGACUGGCAGAUGAUCUAUCAGAUGAAGCACGACAUAUUUGCACACGAAUACUCAAAGAUCGACUUCGAGACGAACGAACAAUGUGGCUAGUGGGCAGUAUGACCACGUACAAUAAUGUCAACAACCCUGCUGGACAUGGACUUUCGAUUAUGCACGAAACAAAAGGGUUUGUAAGCGAAUUCCGGCCAAGACCAUGGGAAAUGCUUGAGAGUGGUGGAGGGAAAGAGAAUGACACGUGUCUUGGAUUAGGUUUAUUCGGUGCAAAGAGGAUGGGAAGCAUUUAA
Lithohypha guttulata is the source of this 4458-nucleotide messenger RNA. It is a transcript of the gene SRB8, whose product is annotated as RNA polymerase II mediator complex subunit. NCBI's taxonomy places the organism in Eukaryota, Fungi, Ascomycota, Eurotiomycetes, Chaetothyriales, Trichomeriaceae. Gene Ontology annotation, molecular function: transcription coregulator activity. The record is from RefSeq and is a predicted model, not a curated record. The transcript has a single exon. Bases 1 to 4458 code for a protein of 1485 amino acids. Gene Ontology annotation, cellular component: mediator complex. Gene Ontology annotation, biological process: regulation of transcription by RNA polymerase II.